AUGGGAAUUUGUUGCACCAAAGAUGAUUAUGACCCAGCCUCAAAUUUUGAGAAUGUGGUUGUAGCACAAAUGGCCAAGGAAGCAGCCGAAAAACUUGCUAACCAACCACCCUAUGCAACAGAUCCAUUAUUAAAUAAUCCAGACAAGCUGGAAUUCGAGAACGUUGAUUUUUCAAAUAGUUCUGCUGAAUAUGACAGAGAAGAAUUAGAUGCUUUACUUAAAUCUGAUAGCGAAGACCCGAUUCAAGCUCCUGAAGUUAAAACAACCGAAGCAAAAAUUAAUUAG
Messenger RNA from Trichomonas vaginalis G3, 285 nucleotides. RefSeq lists its product as uncharacterized. The transcript has a single exon. Lineage: Eukaryota; Parabasalia; Trichomonadida; Trichomonadidae. The coding region runs from base 1 to 285 and encodes 94 amino acids. The record is from RefSeq and is a predicted model, not a curated record.